Molecule: messenger RNA, 603 nt
Organism: Dibothriocephalus latus
Lineage: Eukaryota; Metazoa; Platyhelminthes; Cestoda; Diphyllobothriidea; Diphyllobothriidae
Source: the annotation of a GenBank genome assembly
UUGCAGCCCGUUGAUGAGCAUGCAGUAUCGGUUUCGCAACAACAGCAAAAUAGUUUCAAACAAAUAAUCUGGCAACUCAUCUACGCGCGGAACAUCACCUCGGAGUUGGAGCGCGUGAGAGCAAUCUUCUUCUGGCUUUGCACCAAGGAUCUGAACAACAUGACAUUUAACAAUGUAAAGCCUGACUCGCCUGAACAGAUCCUCAUGGACAUUCGCACGAAGAAAACAACAUAUGCGGACGUUUUCCUUACUCUCUGUCGAUACGCGGAUCUGCACUGUAAAUUAAUUCAGGGAUACGUUAAAGGCAUUGGCUACUUGCCGGGCAUGCGAUUCGCCGGUUCUAUUUACAAAAACCCCUGGAAUGCCGUGCUGAUCGACGGCGUUUGGCGCCUCGUUGACUGUCAGUGGGCAGCCCGUACUGAUGUCAAGAAAAGGCCCAACGUGAGGGAAGUAUUGUACAGUCUGAACACCUUCUGGUUCCUCACCGACCCGGGUCAGUUCAUCUAUUCGCACUUUCCAGAUGAUGCUGACUGGCAACUGCUGCACAAUCCAAUCACGCUGAAGGUAAGUGUUCAGCGUUCCUUCUUCUUAACUCGACUGUAA